Molecule: messenger RNA, 366 nt
Organism: Auanema sp. JU1783
Lineage: Eukaryota; Metazoa; Nematoda; Chromadorea; Rhabditida; Rhabditidae
Source: the annotation of a GenBank genome assembly
AUGGCCACAGGAAAUAGGGUGCCGGAGAAUUUCUCAACCCUUACUCCAGUUGUGAAAGCUCCGAUCUCGGACACUUUCUCUCUUCCUCUUUCUCAACAAGGUCGUGUAUGUGGAUUCUUUGAAUCUCAGUUCUAUCGAUGCAUGGAAGCUUAUGGAGCUAAACUUGGCCGUAAGUAUUGCGACUUAGAACACAGAGACUUCCAGGAAUGCUUAACUGGUGACAAGCAGAAGAAGAGAGCUGAGGCUAUUGGAGCUCAGAGACGAAAGCUCUACAUGGAAGGAAAGAUCGACUCUCCAUAUCUUGCUGAUCAUCCAGAGCCUGGCCAGUACAAGCCGGACUAUUUCCAAUGGAAUCGCAUUAAUUAG